This is a messenger RNA of Solenopsis invicta (red fire ant), 5685 nucleotides long. RefSeq names its product receptor-type tyrosine-protein phosphatase-like N (gene IA-2). Gene Ontology annotation, molecular function: protein tyrosine phosphatase activity. NCBI's taxonomy places the organism in Eukaryota, Metazoa, Arthropoda, Insecta, Hymenoptera, Formicidae. Gene Ontology annotation, biological process: protein dephosphorylation. The transcript is spliced from 19 exons. The record is from RefSeq and is a predicted model, not a curated record. Bases 265 to 3246 code for a protein of 993 amino acids. Gene Ontology annotation, cellular component: secretory granule.
UCGCUGCCGCCUGUUGUACCUCCUCCUCAUCAUCCUGUCUGCCCUCGCUUUUCAGUCAGUGCCAUCGUUGCGGUGGAACCGGCAGACAUUGACGGGGACAUGGUCCAGGAACCCGCAGCCAGGAGCGCCAAGUGGUGAUCGUUAGCGGUUCUCGCGACUCGCCAAGCGGAGGGCACAGAGUGGCGACGGUGUUUCUCGUGGUGACGCGUACGAUGCGCCGCAGGGUGUGAAAAAGGCUACGUUGCGUCACGCCCAGGAACAUCUAUGGGCCGUAAACGGUGGUGGCAAGGAGGCUUGGUGGAGCUGCUGGUGCUCUGUACCCUCCAUCACGCUGUUCUGGCUGACGGCAACGUCGGAUGUCUAUUCAGCGAGGAUAUAUGCGAUCCUCAGACGGAAAAGUGCUUUGACGAUCUGGCAUUCGGAAAAUGUAUACCUCGUUACACGAAUUUAGAAAAUGACGAUUUAUAUCAAUAUAAUCUUAAUGACGGUGAACUGGAGCUGCUACAAUCGGUGAGACUACAAUUAAUGAGACUGGAAUCUGAUGGAUACAAAUGGAAACAUCCUUUUACACAAUGCAUUGUGCAAACCUUGUUGCAUAAUCUCCGAUAUGGACAAAAUAAUCUUCGUGAUUUUCGUCUCUGCGAAUAUUUGAAAAAACCGAACCUCAAUGAACAAGAUGAACUUAUUGAUGAGAUAAUUCCAGCGAUUGCCAUACUAAGAAUAUCUGCGGACAACGAGAAUCCUGAGAACAAUUUAGCCGAUAUUCUGUAUCAUCCCCAAGACAUUAAAGACAAUUCUGAAUAUAUGAAAUGGCGUAGUGAAAGCAAUCGAGCUUCAAUUAACAAGGAGAAAUUCGACAAUGAAUAUGGAAAAUCACUGAACGAUGUGCGCAAGCAAUUUUAUCCGCCCAGAACACGUCGGUUCAGCUUCAUUGACGAUUAUAAAAACGACGUUACCGAAUCGCUCGCAGAUACUUUGAAAGACAAGACAUUGUCCGAGGAUGAUGAAACUAUUUAUGACACUCAAUUUUUGUCUGCUGAGGACUUGGAAUUCUUACGGAACGAAAAAUUGCCAGAUUAUACACUGUUAGAGCCUUCCUCCGAUGACGAGACAAAUGAGAGAGAAUACGAAAGAGCAUUCUCCAGAAAGUAUAAGCAUCGGAAGAAACCAUUACGUCUCGAAUUUUCCGAUGUUGAUGCAAAAAGGACGGUGACGAAACUUAAUGAGGAUCUCAACCAUGAAAAUGGCGAAAUCGAUGAAGAUAAGUCAGAAAUCGAGAGACCCGACGAGGGUACCGAGAAAAUACGUGAGAUGUAUACCGAGGGAGGAGUCGUCCGACCGACUAUAUAUAAAAUUAAAUCCGAUACGAGUGGAACUGUAUACGACGAGAUGUACGACGACGAUGACGAUGACUUGGACGCGCUUUUGUGGAGACGAGAGUUGGCUGGCUUUAAGCGCAGGGAACGCUUGGACGUUAAAAAGCCUGGACCGCUGUUUUCGACAAAUAAUUAUGCAUUUAAAACCCAAUCUGCAGCUAGUAAAACCCUCCUUGACAAAGAUUACUCCGAGAUGGACAAUCAAGACAAUAACCAAAUAUAUGCACCAUUGACUAAGAAGGAAUUACGCGGUAAUAAGAAUAAAAUGAACGAUGAUCAGCCAGAAACUUACGAGAAUGUCGAUUUAGAUCACGUCUACAUCGAGUUUGAGCAACCAUUUCAUAACUGGAGUGAAGGAGCACACGUGGUUACUAAGGUAGAAAAAUUCUUGGGAUUGCCUCUCGGAACAUUAAGAGGUACACGAGUGGGUCGUGCGGAAGUAACGUUCAAAGUUGUUCCAAAUGACAAAAACUACAAUGCAACCGAUGUUGCUAACAGCAUCGAUAACAUACGUGGUAAAUUACAAGAUGCUCUAGGAAUCAAAGUUAUUCGAGCGGGUAUAGGCGAUAAGGCUAAAUUACCAGCUACUUUGGAGGUAGCCAGAGAUAGUGAGAUGAGUUCCAGUUUCUUCGGUGCGUUAGUAGCUGCUGGAGUUGCAGCUGCGGUCGCAGCCGCAAUAGUUACCCUGAUAAUUGCGCGUCGCCAUGCUAAAUAUCGAGCGAAGCUUGCCGGACUGACCACUCCGGAUCCAGAAGCAUCGAAAGACUAUCAAGAUUUAUGUAGAGCACGAAUGCACGCGAAACAACCGAGCGAGAAAUUGGAGUCACCACGUAUUACAAGUUUGUCGCGCGAAAACGAAUUCAAUAAUUUGCCCUCCAAUCGUUCCAGCACAUCCUCUUGGGGCGAGGAACCUACUCUCUCCAAUAUGGAUAUCUCGACCGGUCAUAUGGUUCUCAGUUAUAUGGAGGAUCAUUUGAAAAACAAAGAUCGUUUGGAUCAAGAAUGGGCGGCAUUGUGUGCUUAUGAAGCCGAACCAUCAUCUACGGAGAUAGCGGAGAGUGAGGCAAACGUCAAGCAGAAUCGUCCCAACGCGGCACUUCCCUACGAUCAUUCUCGAGUAGUCCUGAACGAUCUUGCAAACGCCAAUAAUUCUGACUACAUAAACGCUUCCACGAUCAAGUCGACGGAUCACGACCCUCGAAAUCCGGCUUAUAUAGCCACACAAGGACCGUUACCGCAGACCACAGCUGAUUUCUGGCAAUUGGUUUGGGAGCAAGGCAGCGUGGUGAUUGUGAUGUUAACGCGACUUACCGAAGAAGGCCAUGCCAUGUGCCAUCGUUACUGGCCCGAGGAAGGAUCGGAGCUCUAUCACAUCUACGAAGUACAUCUCGUGUCGGAGCACUUUUGGUGUGAUGAUUAUCUAGUGCGCUCUUUCUAUCUGAAAAAUUUGCGCACUUGUGAGACCCGUACUGUUACGCAAUUUCACUUUCUCUCCUGGCCGGAGAACAGCGUCCCGUAUUCUACAAAGGCUCUGCUCGAGUUUCGUAGGAAAGUUAAUAAAUCAUACCGCGGAAGAUCAUGUCCGAUAGUCGUGCAUUGCAGUGAUGGAGCUGGGCGAACCGGUACUUACUGUUUGAUCGACAUGGUCUUAAACCGUAUGACGAAAGGAGCGAAAGAAAUCGAUAUCGCCGCUACUCUCGAGCAUAUUAGAGAUCAAAGACCCGACAUGGUUGCCACGAAACAACAAUUUGAAUUUGUCUUGAUGGCAGUGGCAGAAGAGGUACAUGCGAUUCUUAAGGCUUUACCUGUAUCUAGUGAGAAAUCCGUUACGGCUGCCGGUUCUUCGCCACCCACGAAAUCGGAGCAAUGAAGCUAAAAUUACGGCGUAAAUUUAACCUUAAAUGGUAUACAAUUGGUCCGUUGACUCUUUUUUUUUAGAUUUCUAAUAGAUUUAGUCAAAAUUUUGUUACUUUUUUAUGUUUGUUUAUAUAUUUUAUGAAAAAUUCAAAAGAUUUAAUUUAAUUAUUUUCCAAAGCUAUUUUUCGUGAUUUAUCAUUUUUUAUUUGUUAUAAUGUAUAAAAAAUCUAAUUUUGUUUGCUCAUAUCUGUAUAAUUGUAUCAACUAUUUUUAUACUCUUUAGGGUUAAAUUAAUCGUAAUUGAGAUGCAAACGAGAGUAAAAGAUAUCUAUUCUAUUGAUUUCGAUGUGUCAUGAAAAUGCUAAAUACUUUUACUAGCUGUUUACUACGAUAUAACUUACUGAAGCAAAGUGAAUCAAUCGGUUUCUUUCAUUGGAAUUUUCUACACGCUCUCUUUCCCGAUUAACGCACUUUCGCGUGAUUAUAGUUUUAGAGUGCACCAAUUAUCACGAGCUUUUUCUUUCGUAUUCUAAUUGUAUUUUCCCAAAAUGCAAAAAAAAUCGAUUUAAAUUCCUAUAAUGAGAAAUAUGUAAUGGCAUAAUCAGAGAAAAGUAUUAAUUUAUAAUAAGUACAUUUUUUAUUUAAGUAAGAUAUGUUUAAAGAGAGGAAUAAUAAACGAUACGCAUGUUAAGACUAACUUUAAUUAUGUAUGUGAACGUGCAUGAUACUUAAGCUUUUUUUUUACUGCUAUGUUCUGUAAGAUAACACUGUUUUAUUACAUCGACUAAUCGUAUAACAUCCCCUUCCGCUCAUGCAAACGCGGCCUAUUUCAAGGGUCAAGUACUUGUAGACAACAAACAGAUGGACAUGGUUAUGUGAUACUCGAGGCAUGUGCAAUGUAUCAAUAAUUGAAUGAUUAUUACACUGUGCGAUCGAUCGGUGAAACAAUGGAACAUUUUAUACUAGUAGAGUCUAAUUAGUACUUUGAUUUUUUGUCAUUAAACGCGGUCGUUUGAGAUCAGAAUUUUAUUUGUUUGAUAUAAGGAUUAUAUUCAAUAUUCUUAUGGACUGACGAUCAGAUUGGCUGCGUUUAACAUUAAAUAUGCGAUUGUGAAUACGGGUCGGAAUUUUUAUUGUCUGUAAACAAAAUGUAUUGUUUUUCGUAAAGUAGUUAUGGAAUAUUUAUAUAUAUAAAAAUCUUUCCAUUGAAAAUUGUAGAUUUUAAUACUUUGGAAAUAUACAUAUUUUUCACACACACACACGCACACGCACACGCACGCACACACACGCACACACACACACACACACACGUUCAAAUUGAAUCAUAAUUAUUUAAAUUUAUUUAUAAUGUUAAACACUUUCGCGAAAAACAAUACAUUUCUAUUGUAUUGUAAAACAUUUGCAAAAAGAUAAGAUUUUCUUACGUAUACGUAAAUUAUGUACACUGAUUGAAUUACAUUAACUUUUACGCGCGUGUCCUCCAAUAAACGUGCUUUAAAAUAGCUUUAAAGGAAUGAAUGAAUUUUUCUCGAAUUCAAUGAAUAAUAAUUAGCGUAAACCAAUCAGCUAAGUCAAUUGCACGAUACCAAAAUACGUAUAUUAUAAAAUGUGAGCAUAAAAUUUAUUUUAGUGAAGCGCGUCAUGUACAAUUUCAAAACAGCCGCACUUCCUAUCUUUUUUAUUUCUUUUGUAAAAAAUUUUUAAUAUCCUAUAUAUUUAUUUUAUAAACAAAUUGAAUUUAUACGUAACAAUAUGAAAUAAAAAAUUUUAUUACACUUUAUAAAAUUAUACAGGUAUAUAUAUAUUUUUUUUUUCAAGUACGCGAAUGAUCGAUCGAACAGCCGCAAACUAUUAAUUUACAAAAAGACAAAAAGCGUGCGUUUGUAGUAAGAAAUGGUCUGGUCUAGAGACCCUCUAAUAAGAGUCGCGAUACAAGAGGAGAAUCAUUUUUGAUUGGUCCAAAAUAUUUGAUCGAGAGAUGUGAAUAUAGACAGAGGUAUAUUAAACAGAGAGAAAUACAUUUUUCUGUCUAAUGUAUUUCUCUUUCUGUCUUGAAGAUUGACCAUACGAUUACUCAGACUACAAAAAUCGGCUCGUGUCACUCUUAUUAGAGGGUCUCUAGUCUGGUCAAUCGUUAAUCAUUGUUUUAUUUUUCAGAAUUACUACAGAAUCGGUAAUAUGAUUUGAUAUUUUUAAGUAUUGUGUGUGGGUGCGAUCGUUUUGCUGAGAAAUUAUAUAAAUUGAUGAACAUGAUGUUAAAUGGUGCAGAAUACAUACGUAAGUGUAUAUGCUGAUAGGCAUAUUAUAUAUUUUAUUACUGUUUGGCGAUUAAAUUCGCAUCAGAAUUUUUGACAUUUUAUUAGUUAUAUUAUUUUUUGCGAAUGUAUUAUAAACUGCAUAUUUGUAACAUCUACUUAAUUUAUUGAAAAAUAUGAAUUUUAAGAAGCAAAAA